This is a messenger RNA of Clarias gariepinus (North African catfish), 3738 nucleotides long. RefSeq names its product peptidase domain containing associated with muscle regeneration 1a (gene pamr1a). The coding region runs from base 54 to 2471 and encodes 805 amino acids. Gene Ontology annotation, biological process: proteolysis. Lineage: Eukaryota; Metazoa; Chordata; Actinopteri; Siluriformes; Clariidae. Gene Ontology annotation, molecular function: serine-type endopeptidase activity; calcium ion binding. The transcript is spliced from 12 exons. The record is from RefSeq and is a predicted model, not a curated record.
AGUCUGUGGGAAGACAAAUCAAUAGUAGGUAGUACUGCCCUUGGGUUAAAAAAAUGCUCUUUUUCAUAAAAACCAGAGGAUUCUGGAUGCUUUCUCUUCCUAGACAGCAAUCACGUGCGCUACCACUUUUCCUAUAUGCCCUUCAGUUCUGCUGUUCAGUGAUAACCUCGCCACAUGCAUCUAUUGCCCGGGAGGAUAAGUGUCCUGGCCCUCGUUGGAACGCCAUGUGUCGUUCCUGCUGUGAAUAUGAGCUUAUCCGUUGUAAGUGUCCAUCUCAGAGGACACGGGUGGGCUAUGCUGUGCCCUGCUGCCGGAACGACAUCCACCAAUGUGACCCCUGCAUCAUCCACCAGGGCUGCAAUGUGUUUGAUAACUGUAAGAGAUGUAAUAAUGGCACAUGGCAGGCAAAGGAUGAUUUCUACAUCACUGGAAGAUACUGCACUGAGUGUCGGCAGGGCUGGUCUGGAGGGGAUUGCCUCAAGUGUGGAGAAGUCAUACGGAAGCCUCACGGUCAUGUGACCCUGGAGAGUUAUCCAAUCAAUGCGGCAUGUGACUGGACGCUACAUGUUAGCACAGGGGUGGCCAUGGAAUUCAGGUUUACGAUGCUUAAUCUGGAGUUUGAUCACAGGUGUCGCUAUGACUUUGUGGAGCUUAGGGACGGCGAUAGCAUUCACUCGCCUCUGAUUGGCCGAUACUGCGGAGACCAAAUCCCGCCACCGAUCAGGAGCUCAGGAGACUCGCUGCAUAUCCAUUUUGUUUCAGAUGGUUAUAAUAAUUAUGACGGGUUCUCUGCUACGUUUCAGGAAUUCUCAGUGUGCAACCUUAAUCCAUGUAUGAACGGUGGUACUUGUUCACUGGAUACAGUUAAAACUUUCCGCUGUGCUUGCCAAGCCGGUUUCACGGGCCUACGGUGUGAGAAGAGAUCUGGCUGUGUAAUCCCUCAGAAGCCUGUUCACGGAGACCAUUUCCUGCUGUACGAGAACGGAGACAUUGCCACUGGUGUUCAGUACCGGUGCUAUAAACCUUAUAAACUCAGAGGAGUCUCACGGAGGCUGUGCCAGUCCAACGGUACCUGGAGUGGUACAGCACCCACAUGCACCAGGGACAAAGAAGUCAUUAGGAAGGAAUGUCCCCCAUUAUCACAACUGCACCAUGGAUACUCCUUGAAAGUUUUUGGCUCCGAUGGUGCUAUAAAGAGCAUGGAAUUUUCCUGCAAUAAUUCUUACGUUCUCAGUGGAAACGCUAAACGAACAUGCCAGCUCGAUGGCACAUGGAGUGGAAAUCAGCCGCAGUGUAUCAAAGCUUGUCGAGAGCCAAAGAUCUCAAAGCUAGUGCGUCAGAAGGUCUUAAAGCCCCAAGUUUCAAUAAGGAAGAGUCCAGUACACAGGCUUUACGCGUCCCGCCAACCAAACCCACAUGUGACAGAAAGCGAAAUCAGUAUAGAGGCAGCACAGAGUAAAUUACCCACUGGUUUCCAUCAUCUCUACACAAGCAUUGAGUAUGAGUGCAUCUCUGCUCUGUACAAGUACUCUGGAAGUGCACGCAGAACAUGUCUGAAAACUGGCAAGUGGAGUGGACGCCAUGUCACCUGUUUGCCAGUCUGUGGUAAGCUCUCGUUCAAGCCCAAGAACCUGGCACAAACCCACUGGCCGUGGCACGCAGCCAUAUACCACAGUGUCCCUUACCACACCAGUCCCAUUACAGGGAGGGCCGACAGCCGAGGGGAAAUGUUUUCUGAAGAUGACCAUGACUACUGGCAGGAGGAGAGCAUGGAGAAGUGGCAUCUGGUGUGCAGUGGUGCUUUGGUGAGCCAGCAUGCUGUCCUGGUGCCAGCACACUGUGUAACUGAGCCUGGACAAUCACUGCCUAAAAACAUGGCUGACCUGAAAGUAGUGCUGGGAGAAAAUAAGAGGCUUCAGCACAUAAAGGUCUCAGAUUUCCUGGUUCAUCCCAGCUAUGAUUCUACUGGGUUCGACUCAGACCUAGCUAUACUGAGGCUGGUGGAGAAAGCAAGGAUCAGUGAAUUUGUUUCCCCUGUGUGCCUACCCCAUCUGCAAGGAGGGGAACUAACUGUGAACCAAGCCUACAUCACUGGCUGGUCUGUAGCAAGAAAACAUGAAACACACUCUCAAGUGGCUCAGACUGGAAUUAUCGAACUAACUGGUGUGUUGCAGUGUGAAAGACAGUAUGCUAAACAAGGGCUUCCCAACAGUAUUACUAAUAAUAUGUUGUGUGGAAGGCAACAUCCUAUCAGUUCCAGUACAAUAUGUCCUGCCAGAUCAGGGGGAAUCAUACUUGUGCCUACUGUGCCAGAGCACAGGAGAGCGGAGGAAAGUGUAUCUGAGUCUAACUGGGAACUACUGGGUCUGGUGAGCUUUGGGUACAAUGUACAAAAUUGUAAUCCGCACUUGUACACUGUAUAUACACGAGUGGGAAACUUUAAGAACUGGAUUGAAAAUAACAUGAAGUAAUAUUCUUUGCAUACUAAAAUAUACAGAUGUGACAAGUCAGGCCAAUAGUUAUAAAACUCAUUGACUAUACAAGGGGUCAUUUUAUAAAUCAUGGAGUGAUCAAAGGUGUGCAGAGUGAAACAAUAUUGAUCCCCAUUAAGCUGAACAAAUUCUGACACCUUCUGGGUUUAGCCAAGCUAGUCUUUAAAGUCAUUUUAAAAAAUUGGAAAGCAUUAACAUUUACAGCAUUUGGCAAAUGCUCUUGUUCAGAGUGACCUAAAGUACCAUGCAAAAGUCUUGAGGCAUUCAUUAAAUUCAUAUUAAAUUAAACGAAAUGAUGCAUAUUAAAUUAAACAAAUGGGAGCAAAUGUUGUACUAUGACAGGCUGCAAGGUGCCUAAAGAUAUGUUUUUUAAAAUUGUUUGUUUAUGUAACAAAAUCAGCAGCAAUCUCAUUUCCCCUCUCGUCUGUUCCAACCACUUAGCAUUUAGCACCACCAGUAUACUAAUCACCGGCCUGAUCAUCUGUCAUUAUUAGGUACCCAGAGUGUCCUUCAGGAACUAUUCCUCUGGACUACAUUAAAAUACAAAAAAAAAAAAAAAAAAGAAGUCUGGCUCUUUGGAAGCAAAAUAUGAAGAAAUUAGCAGUGGCUCAAGACUUUUGCACAGUACUGUACAUUAAGCCUGAGGCCCCAACAGUAGCAGCUUAUUGCUGGGGUUUUAAUGUGCAACCUUCUAAUCAGUAGUCCAACUUCAUAACUUCCCCACCUCAAGCUUACACUUAACUUUAUAUAUUAAGGUAAAAUUGGGGUGCAAGGCUAUGCAAAAGUCACAGUUCUGCGUGUACCUUGAUUUUAAUGUCACGGUUUGUUAAAGUAAAAAAGACAUGAAAUUUAAUUUAUUACGAAUUUAACUUCUGCACAAUGGCCAAUAGAGCACCAUAGGAAUGCGCAUAAAGGCAUAUCUGGGUCUUGGUAACUAAGUGGUAAUUUGUUUAAGAACAGUACCGGUUCUUUUAAAAAAGCGAUAAUCAAAGGAUAUUUUAAAACAUUAUUAAACAACUUUAUGAUUGGUGAUGGAACGUAUACAAUUUGUGCCCCCAGAACUCAGUGAACCCUUCUUUCUCAACAAAUUACAUGGUCCUUCAUGAUAGAAAAUGCAACUGCAACAGAAGUCAACUCAGGGCAUUAUUGCCCCGUCAGAAUUAUUUUCCCAUUUACAGAGUGAUGUCAAAUAAAAUGAUUGCACAAAGUAUGCAUAAUGUAUAUACAAGUAUUAGCUUUUAAUUAA